This is a messenger RNA of Macadamia integrifolia, 5431 nucleotides long. RefSeq names its product SUPPRESSOR OF ABI3-5-like. The coding region runs from base 2146 to 5385 and encodes 1079 amino acids. The record is from RefSeq and is a predicted model, not a curated record. The transcript has 15 exons. NCBI's taxonomy places the organism in Eukaryota, Viridiplantae, Streptophyta, Magnoliopsida, Proteales, Proteaceae. Gene Ontology annotation, cellular component: nucleus. Gene Ontology annotation, biological process: mRNA splicing, via spliceosome. Gene Ontology annotation, molecular function: RNA binding.
GGUGCAUUUAUAAACUAAGCACAGGGAAAAGACGACUUUUAUCCUCCCCUGCAUCUUUCUCUUCCCUCUUUUCUCUCUGUUUGUGGCUGCAUGCCCUAACUUUUGUUCGCCGCAUAUCUAUCGUCGAAGGAGGCGAAGGAGGUUCCUUAACGAUUCCAAAGAUCAGAAGCAGUUUAGGUUGAAAACUGUGAGUUACAUCCUUCUGUUAUAGUUCAUUCAUUCGAGUUUGACUGUGUAUCUGUGAAUGAUUCCCACCUGUAGGGUGUUCUUCACCCGAUUUGUCUUCCUAUUUUUCCCCUCACCGUUUCUUACGACAACAUUAUCGAAAUUUUUCUUUAAAAAAAAUUUGGGUUUCUCUGUUUCGCACACAGGCAUUUUCUUUAUGAGUCUCCCCUCAACCGAAAAGAAAUGGGAUUGUGGAUUCAUUGAUUAUCGUGGAAAGAAUGCUCUGAGAGUAAUUUUCUUGGUAAGGGAGAAGGGGAGAGUUUGUUAGUUUAUCUGGUUCCGUUGUAAGAAAUGGGAUUGUGGGUUCUUCACUUAAUUGCUUAGUUAUUAAAAGGCAAGUUGGCAUGUAAUUAGCAUAUGGAAAUCUAUGUUGUUCAUGUUGUGCAACAGAGUGGAUAGUGGAGCUGUGCUUAUCUUGUCAAAUGUGAUGCUUUUCUUCUUUUCCUUGAAUCCUCUUCCUAAUGUUUCCUUUUUAUCUUUUUUGGCUGUCGAUGAUUUCGGUACAUAGGAUUUUGGACAAUGUUGGAUAGGGUAGCUUAAUGGAACUUCAAUAGGUUUUAUUUAUUUAUUUAUUUAUUUAAUCUCUGAAGCACCUACAACAACUUAAUUAGUACUUAUACAAUUAUUGAAGAAAAUAACCCAGAAAAGAAUAUAACUUCUUCCAUCAAGUGAAUAACUGUACAAGCUGAAAUUCAAAUUAAUUCUUCCCACUUCCCGAAGAAACUUAUAGCUACAUGACAAAAGAAUAUCUGCUCAUAUCUUGGAUUUGACCAAUAAGAAAGUCUCUGUUGCCUGCACAUUGUGAACUUGAUAAUGGUUCUGCCGGGACACCCACAAGGUGUGGUCCGUGUGGAUGCAAUCCUGUAAAAAGUUAAAUUCCUGUGUCACUCAAAUGAUCACCAAUUUGUAGCAAUGUUCAUUUAUUUCCUCAGCAGAUCCACAUUCGACUCCAUCUCCUUAGCAAGUCCAUGAUAUCCCUUGGAACAGUUGACCUUGGACCAAAUUGAUGUAAGAUUUUUAACUUAAUUUUCUGACAAAUUAUUGUAGAUGAAUAGAUAGUAAACUGAUCCUUCUUACUAGAGCAAUGUCUGACAUCUUUCUUGUCCUAGAUUACAUAAUAUUUAACCCUUCCUCUGGGUUUGCUUUGAGAUAUCUACCUGUGUGAUGAUUUUGGAUUUAGUUAACAGCUCCCCUAUGUGUGUGAUUAGUGGUCCUUCAGAAUUUUUAACCUAAUUUAGUGGAAUUACUUUUUCUUCCUUGGUAGGUAUUCUUCUUUUUCUUGCUUUCCCCUCAAACCCCGUAAAUAGACAAAUCUACCAAGGAUGGAGAGGGAAGUGCGUACAAGUGUGCUGCUUCUGAAUUUGUUGCGAGAUAUUGUUUUUAAUUAGAAUCUGAAAAGUAUCAAGUCUAAAUUUUGUAUUACAACUGAACAAUAAGUCAACGUUUAAGUUUAUUAAACAAGAAAAGGCAGGCUGUUUUAUCUUUAUAUUUAUUAUAUUGCUUGGCAGUGGCAUUGUGUUUAUGCUGACAAACUUUUGCUUCUAUCAACUUUGUGCAACAAAACAUCUCACACAAAGCAUCAGUUUUUGUAGCUGGCUAUUCUCUGGUAAUUACCCUUUCUAUUUGAUGUAUUUGGUUUGGCACCCCUCCUUUUUUUGGUCACAUGAUGUUUUCAACUAUCAAGACCUUUUCUUAGUAUUGUGUUGUGAGAGCUUGAAGAUGGAUGUUUGUGAGAGAAAUUUGAUUUUUGAGGACUCCAGUAAAAAGGUGGCCAAGUCGUGAGAUGUGGUUCUCGGUUCAUGUUGGCAUAACUUGGUCUGUUUCUGCAUACGUUACAGGAAGCUUUUCAAAUCCUGCUACCGAAACUUCUGAAAGAUCAUCCAGAGCUUUGCAGGGUAACUCCGUUGGGGCUUACGAGAAAUGGAUCCUGGACGAUAUAUACUCCAUCAAGGAUGGGAUAAUAACAGCGCUUCGGAGGGUUAUGGUCCACUGCAUGAGCCAGACUAUCGGGUUGGUGGUUCAUAUGAUGGUAGGAGGUUUCUGGAUGAGGGAUUCUCAAGGGACAAUAUCUAUCCAAGGGGCUCCUAUCAUCGGGACAUUGUUGAGAGGGAUAAUUAUCCAACUCAACAAUCUGUUGUUGGUGUUUGGCCUCAACAAAGUUUUGAUGAAGAGUAUGCACUUAUUAGGGAACCCAAGCGACAUGAGAAGCCAUAUAUUGAUGGUUUUCGUGAAGCUGCUAAGUAUCGUGAGAUUGACAGGUUUCAGGAUGGUUAUCGUGGUGUUGACAGCUACCACAAUGUAGAUAGUUGCCAUGAUUAUGGGUUUGAUAGGCCUGCUAGGCUUGGAGGACAGGAUCGUGAUGAAUUUGCCGCUGAUGAUUAUGAUCAUAGACACCGUAUUUCCUACCAAAGCAGGGGGGAUAGCCAUGAAAAGGGUCGAUAUAGUUAUGACUCUGAUUAUGAUAGAGCUAGUAGGAGAGACGGAAGUUGGAGGAAGCGUGACUCUCGUGAUCGUGAUCGCGACCAUGAUAUGAGGAGUCGGGAAAGAGACCAAAGCCCACAUAGGAGGCAUGAGCGAUCUCGAUCUCGAUCUCAUGGGCAUGAUGAUCGACUAAGAUCAAGAUCAAGGUCACCUCGAAGUCGCAUCCAUAGUCGAAGUCAUCGGGAGGACAGCUAUGAUGACAAUCAACAUGAGAGGGGUGAAAAACGAAGGGACCGUGAUGGCAAACGACUCCUUGAUCAUUCAUCGGCGGCUCCGUCAGCUACUCUUGUUGUGAAGGGUCUGUCGCAGAAAACAACUGAAGAGGAUUUAUAUCAGAUUCUUGCUGAGUGGGGACCCAUCCGUCAUGUACGUGUAAUUAAAGAGAGGAAUUCUGGGAUCUCACGUGGUUUUGCUUUUAUUGAUUUCCCUUCUGUGGGAGAGGCACGUAAGAUGGUGGAUGGAAUUGGAGAUGAUGGUCUGGUUGUGGAUGGCAGGAAGCUCUUUUUUGAGUAUAGCAAGCCAACAACUGGAGCAGGUGGACCUCCUUAUGGACAGGAAAAUGCAGUGAAAUCAAGAAGCCACCAAAUUGCACCUCCAUCUGAUUGGAUGUGCACUAUUUGCAACUGUGUGAAUUUUGCACGGCGGACUUCCUGUUUCCAGUGCAACGAGCCAAGGACUGAUGAUGCUGCAGCAGCGGAUGUAGCGUCAUCUAAUCCCACCCAACUGGGAAGAAAAGGAUCGGAAGCAGGUCCAACUCAUGUUCUGGUUGUUCGUGGGCUGGAUGAAAAUGCUGAUGAAGAAAUGCUUCGGUAUGAGUUCUCCAAACAUGCUCCAAUCAAGGAUCUUCGUCUUGUCAGGGACAAAUUUACUCAUGUUUCUAGGGGAUUUGCAUUUGUCCAUUUCCACUCGGUGGAGGAUGCUACCAAAGCUUUGGAAGCAACAAAUGGAACAACACUUGAAAAGAAUGGUCAAAUCUUACGGGUGGCAUAUGCAAAAAGCAUACAUGGUCCAGGGUUGGGUGCAUCUGGGGCUUCACAGUCAAGCAGUCUUGCUGCUGCUGCAAUUGAGGCAGCAACGUUUGCUCAACAGUAUGAUGCUGUUGGAUGGGCACCUAAAGAAUAUAAUCCAGAUGAUAAACAAUCCACCAGUGGGCAGGAGCAAGGAAGCAGUGAUGGAGGUCAAAAGGAUGGCUCAGCUCCCCAAUCUGGAUUUGUAUGGGAUGAAGCAUCUGGUUAUUAUUAUGAUGCCACUUCCGGGUUCUACUAUGAUGGGAAUACAGGUCUUUAUUAUGAUAGUAGCAAUGGAACCUGGUAUUCUUAUGAUCAGCAAACUCAGCAGUAUGUCCCUUGUGGUGAUCAGAAUGACAAGACGUCUGGAAAAGCAGCAAAUGAGCCAAAGGCAUCUGAUAGUGCUAGUAACAGAAAAGUAGUGAUAUCUGCACCUGCUGCUACAAUAACAUUAAAUGAGAAGAGUGCGUCAUUACCAGAUGCUGUUCAGGCUGCUGCAUCUGCAGCUCUUGCUGCAGAAAAGAAAGAGAAGGAGAAAAUGAAAGAGAUAAGGGUGGCCUCAAAGAGCAACAUUCUUGCGAACAAGAAGAAAAUGAGUAAUGUUUUAAGCAUGUGGAAGCAAAGGAAUAAUGCAGGUCAGGCAGCUCGGAUCGUUCUCGAUGACACUCAGCCUUCAGGUUCAAUGGAUGACAGGCCUAAAAACAAGUUCAGAAGUGAUUCUAUGUCAGCAAAGGAAAAUACUUCUGCCAGUUUGGGAUUUCCCUCAGCAGUUGUCGGUCGUGGUGCUAGUAACACGUUAACUACCCCAAUUACUGCACAGACUGCUUCUGCAGUUUCUGAGAUCGGACCACAACCUGUCAGAAACAGUUCAGGAGGCACAUUAAUGGGGGUGAUUAGAGGUUCUGGAAGAGGGGUCAUGAAGUCAGAUGCUACUUUGUCUGGCAGACCUUUCUCCUCUUCACCUGCUAUUACAAACAUUGCAGCGACAUCAGCAGUUAAUCCAGAGACACCAGCCAUACAAACUCCCUUCAGAACAGAUGUAUCUGCACUGGGUUCCUACACACCGCCUGCUACUGGAAGUGGCAAGCGAAGAUUCUCUGAGAAGCCAGCUUCUUCUCAUAGGGAACAGCCUCAGACAACAUAUAGGGACCGUGCAGCUGAGAGGAGGAGCCUCUAUGGAUCAUCAUCUAUUGGGGAUGGGUUUGCUGAUUCAAGUAAAUCGAGAUUUGGCAUUCGGAAAAGGUUCUUUAUUGGAGACUGGGGAAUGCAUUUUUCCCCCAGGGUUGGUGGACGUGGGGCUAGAGAUGUUAUCAGUGGCAUCCUGAGUUGCGAGGUGAUUUCAGAUGAAAGAGCAAUUGAUGAGAAUAAUGUGGGUAAUAUUAUUGUUUCUUGGGUUGGUUGGACGCAAGGAAUGGGCAAGGAUCGGUGCAGCGUAACAGAGCCGGUACAAGCACCAGUCAUGGAAGAUAGAGCAGGCCUUGGGAGUAAACAGAGGAAGACUUUGGAGGUCCAGGCAGGUGAUAGUUACAGAACGCUCAUACAGAAGAGAUCUCUUGCCAGGUUCCAUGAGAUAUCUCAGCAAUUCCGAUUAGUUCAGUGCAUCCAUGUGGAGCCGAUGUCCUUUUGUUUCCUUCCUUUAUUCUAUGGACAUGCUAGCUUUAUAGCACUGUAAAUACUAGUUCUUUAAAUCCUCGCAAUUUUUGUUGAUUUGAGAGGAA